UCUGCCCAGCCGGGCAUGCGCAAUUGUUGUCCUCGUGGGACGGUCCAUCUUUUCCCGCCGUUCACUGGCCUCUGGAGAAGGGUCAGAGUUCACACCACUCUCUGGAAAUACCUGCUCAAAGCCAGGAGUUGCGGGGACUAGUUGGUCGCGGACGUUUUUCCGGUCCUAAAUCUUAAGGGGCAAAGGACAUACUCUGGGACUGUUAACUAGGCCGAGGGCCAGGGGGCGGGAAGAGGAUGUGUGGGUGGGGUCAGAGGUGAUAGGUCAGAGGGCUGCGAAGGGGGCGGAGCGAGCUAGAGGCGGAUGGCUGCUACGGCGGCUCAUUAUUUUCGGCGGCAGGGGUGCUGAAGCUGGGACGCGGGUCCGGCGCGUCCGGCUGCGAAAGGAGAGCGGCGGCCGCUCCCAACAUGCACAGCCUGGCGACGGCUGCGCCUGUGCCUACUGCAUUGGCCCAAGUGGAUAGAGAAAAGAUCUAUCAGUGGAUCAAUGAGCUGUCCAGUCCUGAGACAAGGGAAAAUGCUUUGCUGGAGCUAAGUAAGAAGCGAGAAUCUGUUCCUGACCUUGCACCCAUGCUGUGGCAUUCAUUUGGUACUAUUGCAGCACUUUUACAGGAAAUUGUAAAUAUUUAUCCUUCCAUCAAUCCACCCACCUUGACAGCACACCAAUCUAACAGAGUUUGCAAUGCUCUGGCAUUACUGCAAUGUGUAGCAUCACAUCCAGAAACCAGGUCAGCGUUUCUCGCAGCACACAUCCCACUUUUUUUGUACCCCUUUUUGCACACUGUCAGCAAAACACGUCCCUUUGAGUAUCUUCGACUCACCAGCCUUGGAGUUAUUGGAGCCCUGGUGAAAACAGAUGAACAAGAAGUAAUCAACUUUUUAUUGACAACAGAAAUUAUCCCUUUAUGUUUGCGAAUUAUGGAAUCUGGAAGUGAACUUUCUAAAACAGUUGCCACAUUCAUCCUCCAGAAGAUCUUGUUAGAUGACACUGGUUUGGCUUAUAUAUGUCAGACAUAUGAGCGUUUCUCCCAUGUUGCCAUGAUCUUGGGUAAGAUGGUCCUGCAGUUGUCCAAAGAGCCUUCUGCCCGUCUGCUGAAGCAUGUAGUGAGAUGUUACCUUCGACUCUCAGAUAACCCCAGGGCACGUGAAGCACUCAGGCAGUGCCUCCCUGACCAGCUGAAGGACACAACCUUCGCCCAGGUGCUAAAAGAUGACACCACCACGAAACGCUGGCUUGCACAACUGGUGAAGAACCUGCAAGAGGGCCAGGUCACCGAUCCCCGGGGUAUCCCCCUGCCCCCUCAGUGAUCCUUCCCUGUUCCCUCCCACUACUCCCCCAAGUUGGGGAAAGGAGGGGGAACCUACGAGGAAAACAGCUCAGGUUUUAUCACCGACUGGGAAUAGACAACCUCAAUGCUGAACCGCACUGGAGAAAAGGGGCAAGGUACCCCUGCUGAGGUGUAUGGGCUGCCAUCUCAGGCUGUCUUGAGGACCUGGGCCCCCUCUACUACUCCCAGGAAACGGGCUCCUGACACAGCAGUCUGCCACCACAGCCCCAGGAGGCUGUCAACACCAGCAAAUGCUGUACUUGCAGCAUGUCCAAGAUGACCCUUCUCCCCUACCUCUACCUAGCCACUGGCAGGGAGGGGAGACAGUGGUGAUAGCAGCAGCACUCUAGGCAUGGUGAACGCCUGGGACCAAGCCAUGUGGCGUUUUUUAUUUUGCCUUCCUGGACAACUCAAGAUGUGUGUCUUCAUUCUCUCUCAGUAUUUGUUUACUUUGGUUUUUUGUUUUUAAUCUCAGAGAGAGGUGUGUUUAGUGGGCACAAGCUGUAAUAUUCAGCAAAACUUUGUCAAUUGGCACUGUUUACAAGUCUGUUAGCUGCAUAAGCUCAAUAAAAAGUUGGUCUGGGCAUUACAUCCCCUCUGGCAGGCCAAUAGCUGCAUCCAGCUCUUGGGAGAAAUGGGAAGAAGGGGGAAGAUGUAAAGCCAAAGGACAGCAGGAACCCAACGCCUGUUUCCCCUCCCUCCCAUUCUACUCCCAAUCCGGAAUGCCAUAAGGACCUUAACCUUAUUUCUGGCUUAAGCUGCUAGUUUUCCCAAAUCUCAGUGCUUUCCCUUUUUUAACUUCCCUUCUAUUAAACUUAAAGCAGACGUCUUAAUUCAUCAGGCUGUCUUGGAAGGGUAUGGUAUUGGGGGACAAGGGGCAGUGAUGGACCUCACCUUCAAUCCAAAUUUUCAAAUAUAUUUUCUGGAUAACUCUAAAAGGGAGGUGCUCGGGAUUAAGGUGGACAGGCCACUUGAUCCUAUUUUUUGUUUUAGUGUGAAUUUCUGCAGCUCCAUCUGUCUUCAUGAUUGUAUUUGAGCAGUAUUAGCUGUAUGCAUUAAUUUUAUUCAGAUUGAAGAUGGAGGGCUAGAUUCUGCUCACUCACUCAAUCUUUUUUUUUUUUUUCUUUUUCUUUUUUUGACACAUUCUCUUUUGGUCUAUGGAAAUGACAGGGUUGCCACUAAAAUAUUUACUUGUUCGUGUUGUGUCAGAGGUUUCCUCUUCUCUGGAGCUUAGGUGGCUCUGUUCACAAUCCACAGGCUUGAAUGGGCAUCCUAGUGUAAACUGCCUUGCUUUCCCCCAGUCCUUCCCACUACUAACACCUGCUUUUCAUCCCCAUCUCCAAUCAAAGAUGGGAUUGCUUAAUCCAACUCUAGAGAGGGACCAAGUCUUUUCUGCCCACAUGUUACACAAUUGAGGUGUCUGAACAAGUUUAGGGAGGGUCUUCAAGGGGCUGGCUCAAAAAAAAAACCUUUGCAGAGGCAGUUUUGCCAACACAAGGGCUCUUUCAAGCCGACUUUCACUAAGAGAGCCGGACUUGUUAGUUGGCUUCUGUCUCUUUAGAGCCAACAAAAUAGUAAUUAAGUAGCCUAGAUGUAGGAAGGGCAGAAUAAGCACUUAUUCCCGUGUCUUCCAAGAUGAAGAGGAGAACCAGGCUAACCCUCAAUAAUUGCAAGCCUAAAGAGAAGGGAUCUUAGAGAAAGCAGAGAACAGAAUGGACUGGAUAGACAUCUUGACUCUUCAGUUCAUAGUCUGUGAUCUGGAGAGUCCUGUUAAGGUAACCCUGAUUUUUGACAACCGCCUUCCUGCUGAGCCAAAGUUUUCUCAUUCCCCCUCCACUGGGGAAGCAGCUGAGGCCCAGGGCCUUGCUCCCUGGGAAGUUCUCUUCUCUCCAUCUUUCGGUGCAUUGGCCAUGUUACUGUGCCAAUAGUGUCUUAAUUCUUGUCCCAUCUAUUCUCAGCUGGCCUUGGAACCCACAUAGGAGUUGGUGGGGGAGGGGUGGAAUGGGUAUUAUUCAUUGUAGUUGAUCCUGAUGUGUAUAUUAUAUAAAGAGACCCCUCCCCUUAUUUUGUGUUUCCAUCCCUCUCCCUCAACAGGAUUGAAAUAAAACAUGCUUCUGUUUUUG
Molecule: messenger RNA, 3450 nt
Organism: Sapajus apella (tufted capuchin)
Lineage: Eukaryota; Metazoa; Chordata; Mammalia; Primates; Cebidae
Gene: CNOT9
Product: CCR4-NOT transcription complex subunit 9
Exons: 8
Coding region: 408-1307 (299 amino acids)
Biological process (GO): mRNA catabolic process; negative regulation of translation
Cellular component (GO): P-body; CCR4-NOT complex; CCR4-NOT core complex
Source: RefSeq, a predicted model, not a curated record